Messenger RNA from Linum trigynum, 2531 nucleotides. NCBI's taxonomy places the organism in Eukaryota, Viridiplantae, Streptophyta, Magnoliopsida, Malpighiales, Linaceae. The record is from the annotation of a GenBank genome assembly.
CGCUUUGCUUGGCGAGUGAAAGUUGGAAUUUUCCCGGGGUAGGAUAUUUACGCAUCAAGGAGAAGACAAAAAAACACACAUACACAGACACAAUACGACUCGCUCGAGGUGAGGUUAUUACACAUCACAAUACGAUAGUAGUAGUAAUUUAUGAUCACAUAAGAAAUAAAAGAAAGAAAAAUAAAACAAAAGAGUUCAGAGUUCCAAGUGGAGUAGUGGGGCGAAAAGAAUCUGCUCUGCCACAUAUCUCCCUCGUCGGCUACCUCUCACUGGGUCAAAGGCCCCGGCUCAUCAUCUAGAAUGAGACCCUGGCGUCGAGCCAUCUACUCAAGGAGGUUGGUCUGCCGGUCAAGUCAGGAAGUCACUCCCUCGAAAUGGGUCUCGAGGCAAUCCAUCCUCUGGACGAGGGGAUCACCGGUUGGUGGUGCUGGUGGUGGUACUGGGCGCUGGAGCGCAGGACGCCGGCAACGGCCGAGAGCUCAAACAGGUGGCUGCUCUAGAGGUGGUACCUUUGGUGGUAGAGGUAGUCCCUCAAUGAACCGGAAUGGACCAAACGGUCCUAGCAACCGCAUGGAAUGCAAAGUGCUCUCUUCGAACCCUAUGGAGUGCCCCUCAUAUGUGCAGCCCGCCAAACUAACAUUCAAGUGACGGGCGAGACGUGUAAUGUAGGGCCCCAUUGAUAUGAUAUAUCUUCAUUUUCUCCUUAUGGCUCUGCGAAAGAGGUGGCCAUGACUGAACCAAGAUGAAAGUUGCUACACGGAUCCGCCAUGGAAGCAAACGCCAGCAAAAUCCUCUUGGUUAUCUUGUUUGGAUUUUUAUAGCUCGGUUAGAGGGAACGAGAUAGGAGUGCGUUGAUGAUGCGCCAGUGUGGCUUGAGUGUGGAUGCCAAUGUGAGUGUCAAUCAAGACGAUAUUAGUCGAUGCUCCGAUAGGCAAAACCUGUGAUAUUCUGCAUUCAGGUCGCAAACUCUGAUGGCGUCGUCUUCCCACUCGUCCUCUCUCUCAUUGUAAACUCCCAGUAAUCGGCCAAACUCGUCAAAAGACAUUUUGUGGCAUUCCCCACCCAAGUGGAAUUUCAUCCUGCGCCUACGAGCGUCGAGCGUGCUGUCUAUCGUGAGGAUGGUGAAGGUACUGAAAAACUCGUCACACAACUCCUAAAAAAUUUCAUCCUCCAAUUCAAGGAGUUGGCGUCAUUGUGGGUGUGCCACCGCCGCCCUCAUGAUGUCUCCACUGUCAAGGCCAUCGAAUUGAUUGCAGUCGAGUUUCCAGUGUUCUCCGAAGUUAGUGCUCGCCCAAAAUCGCAUCUCCCUGUCCACUUGGGGGUUCCCUGGCAGUGCCACAAGGUAUGGGUGACUCAUACUGAAUUUCCUACAAGAUCGACAAACAUGCACCAUACGUGGUAAUAAACGUCAAUCGCAGCUCAUUGGGAGGAAAAAGAAUCCCCCCCCCCCCCCACACACACACACUUAAAUUUCCAGUACAGAUCCAUGCUAAUCAAAACAAUUAAGCUUAAGCACCCUAUGGCACGGUUCUAGGUGGUCACAGAUUAUCUCACACAAAAAUUCAAACCUGAACCAUGCCACGGUGACUACCAACCACCACUCAAUCAAACAUUUCUCAUCAUCCAACAAUUAGCACUUGGUGGGCAAAUUUCGCAAAUACAGGCAUUUCGAAUUAAAACGUGCCCACCAAGGCUCAAAUAAGCUCAAGCAAUAUCAUUCUGUCAAUCAAUCACCCUAAUUAACCUAAUUCCUCGCCCUAAUUCUAAGUUCAACAUGCAAUUCACUCAAAUUUUCCUCGCUUCACUACCUAAUCCUAUUCUCCCAAAGUUAAUAAGAAAGAGCUGAAAACCAACAUGGAGACUCAAGUGGGAUGUAGGAGGAAGUGAGGUGAGGCCGAGGACAGUGAAAAUCGACCGAAAAGCAGACCAGAGAAGAGUCGCCAGAGCUUCAUCGGAAGCUCGCUGGACUCUCGCCGGAGGCUCGCCGGCGGUGACUUCGUUGGAAAAAAUGUGCUCCAAAUAUCCCCAAAAUCUCGGCGAAUGUCACAUUUGAUGAGGGGAGAAUGGGUACAUGCUUGGUUUUGGGUUUUGCAUGCCUGAAUGGGGAAAAUGGCCAAAAAACGUGGUAAUUUCGCAGUUUUCCGGCGAGAUUUGAAUUUCCUGGAGAGUUUUGGAUCGUGAAGUGAUGAGUCAACGUUCACCCCCCUUUUAUUGGCGAGGCUCGCAGUUCACGGACACAUUUCCUAGUUCAUUGUCGACAAGUAUUACACUCGUAGAAGUGCCUGGUUCACGGACGCGUUUGCCUGUUGAUGGUCUUGUAAGACCGUGAACUUGGCAAUCCGUCCGUGAACAUCAGUUAAAACAUGGCACUUCUGGAGGAAAAAAAUGACUCGGCCUAAUCCACCGUGCCUCCUAUCGAUCACGACAUAACUUCAAAACUCACAACCACAAAAUGUGGCACGGGGAUACCACUCGACCACUAGAACUCUUCACUUGACACACAAAAACAAAAAUAAAUACAUGAAAACAAA